Molecule: messenger RNA, 1050 nt
Organism: Caenorhabditis briggsae
Lineage: Eukaryota; Metazoa; Nematoda; Chromadorea; Rhabditida; Rhabditidae
Gene: Cbr-pot-1
Product: Protein CBR-POT-1
Exons: 9
Coding region: 1-1050 (349 amino acids)
Source: RefSeq, a predicted model, not a curated record
AUGUCAAAAGCGAUUUACGAAUACCAUAAAAUCAAUGAACUCAUACCAGGCCCAAGCCGAUGGAACUUUUAUGGAAAAAUUAUAUUCAUGUGUAAUAUAGCGGACCAACUUUUGCUCCUACUGAAAGAUGAGACAUCGUCUAUGUAUGUUUAUAUGAAUUCAAAAGAUAAUAAGGAACCUAUUGUGGGAUUGAAGCUUCGGCAAGUGAUAAGGAUUCAUCGAGGAAAUGUUCGCCGAAACCCGACCACAAAUACUAAAGAAGGUGUGGUUCAAGUCGAGAUGGCAGGAUGCCACUUUGUCGCUUGGCCACAUUUUGGAGAUGCCAACAAUCCCAUUUCGAAGAGUUCGAAAAACUGGACGAAGUCUGAUAUAGACCAAGAAAAAAUUAACGAACUCAGUGAACUCGGCAACGACCAACCAAUUACAAAAGCUGAGGAACUGGCAAUCCAACUGGUCAGCCACCGGGAGAAGACACGAAAUGAUGACACAGUUCGAAACUGGUGGAAAAUGUCUAAAAUUGAAAGCGAACAGAGUUCAGCGAGAAAAGCUCGAGAACUCUCAUUGAUAUCAAUCGGGGAUCCUGUGGAAAUGGACAAUGAAUAUGAUAUUGACGACUCGUCUUUCCUUGAAAGUAAUGCUCAAGAUUUUCUACAAUUCGUUAUCAAUUGUCCAGGUUGCCUCAAAAAAUACAAAACAGUUUGGUAUAUUUCCGAUGAGAGUAAAGAAGAAUGUUUCAAAUGUAAACAAAAAGUUCAAUGCAAAGUCGCCGUACGAGUGAAACUAAAGUUUGAAACCCACAACAUCUACUUCACCUUUCCUAUUGAACUUGUCAAAAAUAAAGAAUGUUACAGCUACAUUGAAAAAUUGAUCGCUUCAGAUGGUACACCUGAACAUGUUGAUGAGAUUCAUAAGUUUCAAGAAACUGUUAAGGAAGCCCUCCAGAACUUUUGCUUAACGAAAAUUAAAGGAAUGGUCGUAGCAAAAUCUAACAAAUUGAAGUUCGUCGAUAUUUAUCUGUUUAAUUGUAAACUGCUGAGACUAACUAGAUAA